Messenger RNA from Entrophospora sp. SA101, 120 nucleotides. The record is from the annotation of a GenBank genome assembly. Lineage: Eukaryota; Fungi; Glomeromycota; Glomeromycetes; Entrophosporales; Entrophosporaceae.
AUGAAAAAAUCAAAUGAAACUUCGUAUCCAAACACUCCUCCAUAUUUAGUUCAUCUCAGAGAAGAUGUAUUUCAAGGAAUUGGUUAUUGUUUUAGGAAAAAAUCUCAAUAUUAUUUCUAA